AGAAAAUAUCGAAAAUAUAAAAACAUAUUUCGCACAUUUUCGGCAACUUCUUAGCAAUCAUGUUGGUAAAACACAUCGUCAAGCAGGGUCUGCUGUUCAAAAAUGCUGGUGCCAUGUCGCGUGCCGCCUACCACGGCGGUGGCGACCACAAGCACUCCACCAUGAACGACCUCCCCAUACCAGCUGGUGACUGGCAGGAGCAGCAGAGCCGCAACAGCACCAAAUACAAUGCCACCCUCUUGGCUGGUGUUUUGGUGCUGGCUGGCACCAUUGGCUUUGUAAAAUCUUCGGGCCUGGUAUAUUUCAACUACAGCGCUCCCAGCAGCUUGGAUUAGAUUGUGGGCAAACAAUCUGUUCACGUACAUUGCAAAUAAUUAUGUGUUAAAUAAGCGUAAAGUGGAAGAAUAGUAAAUCACAAACCCAAACACU
Drosophila novamexicana is the source of this 429-nucleotide messenger RNA. RefSeq lists its product as uncharacterized. Bases 60 to 335 code for a protein of 91 amino acids. Lineage: Eukaryota; Metazoa; Arthropoda; Insecta; Diptera; Drosophilidae. The record is from RefSeq and is a predicted model, not a curated record. The transcript is spliced from 3 exons.